AUGCGGCGAGUUGUCGUGACUGGCCUCGGCGCCAUCACGCCUCUCGGGCUCGGCAUCCAACGGACAUGGGCUCGUCUCAUUGCUGGCGAGUCCGGCAUCGUCAGCGUUGCGGAUCGAGAACCUCGACAACGAUGGAGAGAGCUGACGUGCACCGUUGCGGGUGUCGUUCCUCGAGGGCCUGGCGGCAAGGCUGAAGGCUUAUGGAAGGCCGAUGACUGGCUGAGUGCCGCGGAACAGCGACGCAUGUCGGCUUUUACGCAGUAUGCGAUUGCGGCGAGCGACAUGGCUUUGAAGGAUGCCGGGUGGGAGGCUUCCCGGGUUGAGGACCAAGAGGCAACGGGAGUGUGCCUCGGGAGCGGCAUUGGGAAUCUGGAGGAGAUGUAUGACACGAGUCUGUCUCACGGUAGAGAUGGAUAUAAAAAAGUAUCGCCGCUUUUCGUGCCCAAGCUCCUCAUUAACAUGGCGGCAGGACACAUUGCCAUGAGGCACGGGUUCCAAGGCCCAAACCAUGCCGCAACGACGGCUUGCACUACAGGAGCUCACUCUAUUGGGGACGCAGCUCGGUUCAUCGCACUGGGAGAUGCCGACGUCAUGGUUGCUGGAGGAUCAGAGUCCUGCAUCCACCCUCUCACUUUUGCCGGCUUCGGCAGGGCCAGAUCCCUAGCCACAGCAUACAACGACAGUCCGCAGGCGGCAUGUCGCCCGUUUGAUGCUGAUCGCAACGGCUUUGUCCUCGCUGAGGGAGCGGCAGUGUGCGUGCUCGAGGAGCUUGAGCAUGCAAAGGCCAGGGGGGCCAAGAUUUACGCCGAAGUCAGCGGAUACGGCUGCAGCGGUGAUGCGUACCACAUGACGGCGCCCCGAGAAGAUGGACAUGGAGCAUAUCUCGCCAUGAAAAGGGCCUUGAGGAGCGCGGGCAUCAAGCCGUCUCAAGUCGACUACGUUAAUGCACACGCUACGAGCACGCAGGUGGGAGAUUCGGCUGAAGCAGCCGCCAUCAAGCGGAUUAUGAUGGGCGACGAAGGCGUUUCAUCCGAAUCCAAAGUCACUGUAAGCAGCACCAAGGGCGCAAUAGGGCAUUUGCUAGGUGCAGCUGGAGCAAUCGAGGCUCUCUUCUGCAUCUUGGCUAUUCACGAUGGAGUCGUGCCGGCUACUCUGAAUCUGGCGCGGCCCAAUGUAGACGUCAACUUCAAUCUUGUCCCCUUGACAUCUCAGGAGAAGCAAGUCAAAGUUGCGAUGAGCAACAGCUUUGGAUUUGGGGGGACCAACAGCACGCUUGUGUUUUCCAGGUUUGAAUCCCAGGCCCGGUCCUUGCUCCGGGUCGCAUCCCGCACAUCAGUAUCCCGGUCUUCGGCCGCCAAAUCGGUUCUUCUGCCGCUGCUUCAUGCCAAUGCGCCCGUCCGAUCGUCGCCGCCGUCCCGGAGCUUCAGCAGCUCCAGCUCUAGGAGGCUCUUGGGGGGACUUGGGAGCUCGAUUGGGGAGUCGUACCGAGUUCUGGGCGCCUCGGAGAGACUGUUCAAGGCAUGUGCCAAAGCAGCUGAUUAUCACAUCACCGAGGAGGAGCGCAAGAACGAUCAAGUAGAGAGAUUGGACGACGGCGAGGAGAUUGGCCAGGCGCUGGAAGAGGGAAACAUCUGGCACAAUACCUUCAAACUACCGCCCACGUUUAGCACUUGGUCGCACGUCACCAUGUUGCACCUCUACCUCAUCAACGCCCGCGUACGAUGCCUCGAGCGAGACGCAUACCGAAACUGGCAGCAGCAGCUCAUCGACCACUUCUUCUUCGAGUGCGAGAAGAAGAUGCACAUUGACCACAACAUCACAUCCAGCGCCCUCCGACAGCGCUACCUCAAGGACAUAUUCGUCCAGUGGCGAGGCCUCCUGCUUGCAUACGACGAGGGCCUCAUCAAGGGCGACGCCGUGCUGGCGAGCGCCGUGUGGAGGAAUCUGUUCAAGGGCGACCCCGAGGUCGACCCCCGAGCGUUGGUGGCCAUUGUUGGAUGGAUGAGAUCGGGCCUUGUAUCGCUGGAGAGCGCCUCGGACAUGGCCAUGCCCAAUAGGGCGCUGGAGGUGCUGGCCAGGCCGGUUGAUGUGUUUUGGACGAGGCUGGAGGAACCGUUCAAGAAGGAGGUUGGCAAGGAUGCUGUGCAGGAAAGCCAAGAAGUAAAGCCUACGCCCGAGGUGGCCAAGGCUGCUUGA
Molecule: messenger RNA, 2196 nt
Organism: Trichoderma aggressivum f. europaeum
Lineage: Eukaryota; Fungi; Ascomycota; Sordariomycetes; Hypocreales; Hypocreaceae
Exons: 5
Coding region: 1-2196 (731 amino acids)
Biological process (GO): fatty acid biosynthetic process
Cellular component (GO): mitochondrion
Molecular function (GO): 3-oxoacyl-[acyl-carrier-protein] synthase activity
Source: RefSeq, a predicted model, not a curated record